Messenger RNA from Melitaea cinxia (Glanville fritillary), 1921 nucleotides. RefSeq names its product sodium-independent sulfate anion transporter. Gene Ontology annotation, biological process: transmembrane transport. Gene Ontology annotation, molecular function: sulfate transmembrane transporter activity. Gene Ontology annotation, cellular component: membrane. NCBI's taxonomy places the organism in Eukaryota, Metazoa, Arthropoda, Insecta, Lepidoptera, Nymphalidae. The record is from RefSeq and is a predicted model, not a curated record. The coding region runs from base 1 to 1908 and encodes 635 amino acids. The transcript has 12 exons.
AUGUCGUCGCCAUCGAAGAAGCGCUUCAAGAAAACGACAUGGUAUACCAGAUUAUUGCACAAAAGAUUACCAAUUGUAAAAUGGCUGCCUGAAUACAAUUCGGAAAAAGCUCUAGCGGACUUUAUAGCUGGUGUUACUGUUGGGCUUACUGUUAUCCCGCAGGCGUUGGCUUACGCGACACUGGCCGGACUACCACCUCAGUAUGGACUUUACUCUUCGUUCAUGGGCUGCUUCGUUUACUUAGUCCUCGGUUCGUGUAAAGACAUCACCUUAGGGCCAACCGCUCUCCUAGCUCUCAUGACAUACGAACAAAUACAGGGCAGGAACUUCGACUACGCUGUACUAUUGUGUUUUCUUACGGGCGUUGUCCAACUCUUAAUGGGAAUACUACACUUGGGUGUCCUCAUCGACUUUAUAUCCGUGCCAGUCACGGUAGGUUUUACUUCAGCUACGUCGGUCAUAAUCGCCGUAUCUCAACUCAAGGGCUUAUUGGGACUUCAGUUCAAAUCGAAGGGCUUCAUCGAUAAUUUGAAAAAGGUAAUUAUAAACAUACCUCACGCCAAACUAGCGGAUAGCGCUUUGGGAGUUUCGUGCAUAAUUGUACUUCUUUUAAUGAGGAAAAUGAAAGAUAUGAAUAUAUCGCCGAAUAAAAAAGGCUUGAAGAAGACGUUAUGGCUGUUAACGACUUCGCGGAACGCCAUCAUUGUUCUGUUUUGUUCUUUAAUGGCAUUUAUAUGGGACUACUACUCAGUAUCGCCGUUUAAGCUCACCGGCACUGUGAAAGAAGGGCUACCCACGUGGUCGAUACCGCCAUUUAGUACCGAACAUAGUGGCAGGAAUGUGACCUUUAUUGAAAUGUGCUCAGAAUUGGGGUCUUCGAUAGUACUCGUACCUAUAAUUGGAGUACUGGGAAACGUAGCAAUAGCUAAAGCCUUUGCCAGCGGCGAAUCAGUUGACGCAACGCAAGAACUGCUGACAUUGUCACUGUCCAAUGUACUGGGCUCGUUCGUGAGCGCGAUGCCCAUAACUGGGUCGUUCUCACGCAGCGCUGUCAAUCACGCCAGUGGGGUCGCCACUCAGUUCGGAAGUAUCUACACAGGUAUUCUAGUUCUCUUAGCGCUGAGUCUUCUGACGCCCUACUUCUAUUACAUACCGAAAGCGUCGCUCGCCGCCGUCGUCAUUUGUGCAGUUGUGUUCAUGAUAGAGUAUGAGGUAGUCAAACCAAUGUGGCGAUCACGUCGAGUCGACCUUCUGCCCACAUUUGUCACGUUUAUUCUAUGCCUCGUGAUUGGAGUGGAGUUGGGUAUAGUAGCUGGGGUUCUACUGAACGUUUUGUUACUAUUGUAUCCAAGUGCCAGACCGAAUAUGGAAGCUGAAAUUGUAACGAACGCCACAGGCUUCAGUUACUUAUUGGUAACAGUUGGUAAUAGCCUCUAUUUCCCCGGCGUAGAGUAUAUAAGGCAGUAUAUCAGUCGAGCUGCGAAAAAACAAGGAGACUGUACGAUGCCCGUUGUUAUUGAUUGCAGAUUCGUGCUAGGCGCGGACUUCACCGCAGCGAAGGGCAUCUGCGCGUUAUCGAACUCCCUGUCGUCCCGCGGCCAGCCGCUGCUGCUACUGAGCCCUCGCUCCAGCGUGGCGUCAGUGUUCAGCGGCGCCGGUUCUAGUGUCAUCGUUGUUAUGGAUUCUACUGAGCUAGAGGCCACGUUACAAAAUAUCACGGGACGGAUACCACUGUCUGACCUAAAUGUUGAAGAAAAGACAAAACUCAGCCCACCGCCGUCUUAUGUGUCGUUGAGUCAAGUCGACGAUAAUGAAGUGGAAGUCGUCAUAACAGAAGAUAAGGACACACCGCUGUUAACAAGAUCGAAAUCCGCAAAAACUUUAUCACGAGAAAUAAACGACACGUGAUAUUGACUGGCGA